CCCGGCUGGGUACACGGGAGGCCGAAAUCGUGGUUUCUGGGUGUCGGGUGGUCCUGGGGUUGGGCAGGAUUCCGGAGAACGACGGUCACCAAGUCGUGUACUUGUCGCACGCCGACUGGACAUAUGCCAGCGGAAGACUUGAGCUCUGGGCACAAAAUCGGUGGGGCAGGGGAUGUUCUCGAUCUUGGUCCCCAGGAUCUGAUUGAAGACCCCUGACUUAGCGUCCCGUGUGACAUGGCUGAGGCCCACCAGGCUGUGAAUUUCAUGCCUUCGCUGACUUCGGACAGGGGUGAAGUGGAGCUCAGUGGCCCUAUGUGGCAGGAGAUCUACCUCUCUGGCCUGCGCUCUUGGAAGAGGCAUCUCUUGAGAUUCUGGAAUGACUUUCUCACGGGUGUGUUCCCUGCCACCCCCCUCAGCUGGCUCUUCCUCUUCAGUGCCAUCCAGCUUGCCUGGUUCCUCCAGCUUGAUCCUUCUCUAGGAUUGAUGGAGAAGAUUAAAGAACUGCUGCCAGACUGGGGUGGACAGCACCAUAGGCUCCGGGGUGUUCUGGCAGCUGCGCUGUUUGCCUCGUGUCUGUGGGGAGCCCUGAUCUUCACACUUCACGUGGCCUUGAGGCUGCUUCUGUCCUACCACGGCUGGCUUCUUGAACCCCACGAAGCCAUGUCCUCAACCACCAAGACCUGGCUGGCCCUGGUCCGCAUAUUCUCUGGCCGCCACCCGGUGCUCUUCAGUUAUCAGCGCUCGCUGCCGCGCCAGCCGGUGCCCUCGGUGCAGGACACUGUGCGCAAGUAUCUGGAGUCUGUCCGACCUGUCCUCUCCGACGAGGACUUCGACUGGACGACGGGGCUGGCCCAGGAGUUCCUGAAGCUGCAGGCGUCGCUGCUGCAGUGGUACCUGUGGCUCAAGUCCUGGUGGGCGUCCAAUUACGUCAGUGACUGGUGGGAAGAAUUUGUGUACCUGCGCUCCCGCAACUCACUGAUGGUGAACAGCAACUAUUACAUGAUGGACUUCCUGUAUGUCACACCCACACCGCUGCAGGCAGCUCGUGCAGGGAAUGCAGUCCAUGCCCUGCUCCUCUACCGACACCGUCUGAACCGCCAGGAGAUUCCCCCGUAUGAGAAGAUAUUCAACACUACGCGCGUGCCAGGGGUCCAAAAAGACUACAUCCGCCACCUCCAGGACAGCCGACAUGUGGCCGUCUUCCACCGGGGUCGAUUCUUCCGUGUGGGGACCCAUUCCCAAAAUGGCCUGCUCUCCCCGAGGGCCCUGGAGCAGCAGUUCCAGCGAAUCCUAGAUGACCCCUCGCCCGCCUGUCCCCACGAGGAGCACCUGGCGGCCCUGACGGCUGCUCCCAGGGGUAUGUGGGCCCAGGUGCGGAAGUCCCUGAAGACCCAGGCCGCCCAGGCCCUGGAGGCGGUGGAGGGGGCCGCUUUCUUUGUGUCUCUGGCCGCGGAGCCAGCCGGGCUCACCAGGGAGGACCCCGCAGCUUCUCUGGAUGCCUAUGCCCACGCCCUGCUGGUGGGCAGGGGCCACGACCGCUGGUUUGACAAAUCCUUCACCUUGAUUGUCUUCUCCAACGGGAAGCUGGGCCUCAGUGUGGAGCACUCGUGGGCUGACUGCCCCAUCUCAGGACACAUGUGGGAGUUCACUCUGGCUACAGAAUGCUUUCAGCUGGGCUACUCAGCAGAUGGCCACUGCAAGGGGCGUCCUGACCCCACGCUGCCCCAGCCCCAGCGGCUGCAGUGGGACCUUCCAGAACAGGUCCACCUGUCCAUCUCUCUCGCCCUGCGGGGAGCCGAGACGUUGUCCAGCAACGUCGACUGCCACGUCUUCCCCUUCUCCCACUUUGGCAAGAGCUUCAUCAAACGCUGCCAUCUCUCUCCAGACAGCUUCGUCCAGAUGGCCCUGCAGCUGGCCCACUUCCGGGACAGGGGUCAGUUCUGCCUGACCUACGAGUCGGCCAUGACGCGCUUGUUCCUGGAAGGCAGGACCGAGACAGUGCGGUCUUGCACGCGGGAGGCCUGCGACUUCGUGAGAGCCAUGGAGGACCAGGAGAAGACAGACCCACAGUGCCUCGCCCUGUUCCGAGUAGCGGUGGAGAAGCACCAGGCUCUACUGAAGGCAGCGAUGUGCGGGCAGGGGGUCGACCGCCACCUCUUUGCGCUCUACAUCGUGUCCCGAUUCCUCCACGUGCAGUCACCCUUCCUGGCCCAGGUUCACUCGGAGCUGUGGCCGCUGUCCACCAGCCAGAUCCCUGUGCAGCAGACGCACCUGUUUGACGUCCACAACUACCCAGAUUACGUUUCCUCGGGUGGCGGAUUCGGCCCUGCGGAUGACCAUGGGUACGGGGUUUCUUACAUCUUCAUGGGGGAUGACAUGAUCACCUUCCACAUCUCCAGCAAAAAAUCAAGCACAAAAACGGACUCCCACCGGCUGGGGCAGCACAUCGAGGAUGCUCUGUUGGACGUGGCCUCCUUGUUCCAGGCAGGGCAGCGUCUUAAGCGCCGGCGCAGAGGGCCAGGGGAUGAGGACUCGGGACACAGACGUGGAUUUAUCUCCAAUAAGACUGUGGAUUCCAAAGCACCCAGGACCUCCACACCCGCUGACCCCUUCCAGUAGGGAGCUGGUCUCCCUUAGGGACGAGUGUGCAGAUCCCCACAGCUGGGCUGGCGCAGGACAGGGUGGCCAGUUUGGCAGCCCAAAAUCUGGGCCAAUAAAGAUGUGUGAGCUGGG
Marmota flaviventris (yellow-bellied marmot) is the source of this 2733-nucleotide messenger RNA. RefSeq names its product carnitine palmitoyltransferase 1C (gene Cpt1c). Gene Ontology annotation, biological process: fatty acid metabolic process; carnitine metabolic process. The record is from RefSeq and is a predicted model, not a curated record. Lineage: Eukaryota; Metazoa; Chordata; Mammalia; Rodentia; Sciuridae. Gene Ontology annotation, molecular function: carnitine O-palmitoyltransferase activity. Gene Ontology annotation, cellular component: mitochondrion.